This is a messenger RNA of Melampsora larici-populina 98AG31, 471 nucleotides long. RefSeq lists its product as uncharacterized. The transcript is spliced from 2 exons. Bases 1 to 471 code for a protein of 156 amino acids. NCBI's taxonomy places the organism in Eukaryota, Fungi, Basidiomycota, Pucciniomycetes, Pucciniales, Melampsoraceae. The record is from RefSeq and is a predicted model, not a curated record.
AUGCUCAUGAAACCGGUCAGAAUUCUACCCCCUCGGAUGUCACCCAAAGUGCUCAAAUUGAUUGAGAAGGCACGUGCGGAAGGCCAGAACCUUGAGGCAAUGGACCACCUCCUUGAUAUGCUCGACUUUGGCGAAAUGACCCACUACGCCAGCUUGACCACUCGCCUGUCAUGCGAAGGAGCCAAUUAUCCUGAUUGGAUUGCCCGGCUUGACCAAACCAUAUGGACACUGGCGAACAAACGAUUUUACUUGCAAUCGCCACCUUCGGAAAUUACCACCCUUCUUGACUUGGUUUUGGACGAAGUCGUGUUGGCCAUGAUUCACGCCACAGUUCAUUGCACUGUGUCUCACGCGCUUGGAAAUAUGAGAGGCGCGCAUGAUGCCGUCAUGUGGAUCAAAUGGUUCUACGAUAUCAACAGAUCACACAAAGGUUGUGUUUUUGGAGAAAAUGAAUCUUUAUCUUUGGCAUAA